This is a messenger RNA of Halichondria panicea, 3813 nucleotides long. RefSeq names its product NACHT, LRR and PYD domains-containing protein 3-like. Bases 389 to 3703 code for a protein of 1104 amino acids. NCBI's taxonomy places the organism in Eukaryota, Metazoa, Porifera, Demospongiae, Suberitida, Halichondriidae. Gene Ontology annotation, molecular function: protein binding. The record is from RefSeq and is a predicted model, not a curated record. The transcript has 6 exons.
UAAGUUUCUAUAAAUACAAGGAGACUAUUAUUUUAGUCUCACAUCUAGAUCUAUAUAGCUACAGACAGAUGCAUCCCAGUUGGUACUAACUCCGGUCAUCUCUGAUGUAUUGACGCCUUGUCAACUGCCAAACCUGCAUGAAAGCACAGUUUUAACCUCCUUCUUAUACAGUGCACAGCUGGGUGCAGCACAGUCUGAGUCUUCUUUUCCUGGUCACGGUCUUCCAUCUACGCAACUGCAUUUGUACAUUCGCAUUGAUUUUGGCUACAACUUUGAACGUUUAAAUUUUCGAGCCUGCAUGUAUAUUUCGAAACACGCUUACGAUCAUUAAAAUAAAGCUUCGAAUAUUAACUGUAUAUUGUACUUACAACAGCCACUAUAUUAUACUAUGGAAGAGAUAAAUAGUUUUGUCUUAGGAUUGAGAGAGUUGUACAGAGAGAGACGUAGUAACAAUGUGAACGAAUGGCCGCCAGUUUCUGGAGAGAAGCUUAUUGAGUUGCAGUUAGUGCAGGCUGAAAAGAAAGAAGGAUUUAGAGCCGGCUUGCCGCAACAUGGAGUAGCAAGAGAGGAGCGCACUCCUAUUAUAUACGGUGAACUGUUUGAUAUCGAAGAAGGCAAGAAACCAGUAAAGAAGCUCAUCAUUGAAGGCAAUGCUGGGAUCGGUAAAACCACACUGUGUACCAUGCUUGCUGAAGGGUGGGCAGAGGGCAAGAUCCUGACACAAUUCGACUGUGUUCUGUUGCUUCCUCUUAGAGAAGAGCUAGUGUCAUCUGCAAAUUCUCUCCUUGAAUUGCUGAACUUUUUUCAUGAGAGCAAAUUAGUUUGCUCCACUGUUGCUGAGUACAUAGAAAGGAAAAAUGGAGCAAAAGUCCUUGUUAUUGCUGAUGGUUGGGAUGAGCUAAAAUCAGUAAAGCAAUCCAAUAAGUCAAGCUUUCUGUACAAGCUACUUUUUGGUCAGUCUUUUCGAUCUUCUUCUGUUCUCCUCACUUCGCGACCUUCUGCUUCAGUACCUCUUCACAGUCUCACUUCAGUUGACAGAUUCAUUGAGAUAGUUGGUUUCAAUGAGAACCAAAUCAAGCAGUACAUAGCUUGUGAAUACGAAUCAUUCCCAGAGAAAGCUUCUUCUCUCAUCAAGCAACUUGAAAGCAAUCCCCUCGUUCAAACUGUGUGUUCUGUGCCUCUCGAUUGCGCCAUUGUUUGUCAUUUGUGGCACACUUUAGACCAAGAGCUUCCUAGUACGCUAACUGAGCUGUACGCCCUUGUUGUUCUCAAUGUAAUCUCCCGUGAAACCAAAAAGAAUGCUCCUGUUGGCUUGUCACUAAAAAGCUUUGAUGAUAUCGGUGAUAAAGAGUUGGAAGAUACAUUUUGGUUGAUUUGUAAGUUUGCAUAUGAUAAUUUACAACAAGAUCAGAUAGUGUUUUCUGAAAGGGAAGUUAGAGAUCUUCUUCCAGAUUCUGUUGGCAAAUACCUUUGCUUUGGUCUGCUGCAAUCUGCACAUUAUCUCCGACCCACUGGCCAUGGUUUGUCUUUUCACUUUGCUCACCUGACCAUUCAAGAGUUUUUGGCCGCUCUCCAUUUUUCUUCUCUAUCCAAUGAGGAGAAAUUGAAGGUAUGUGAGGCUCACGUCAGGAGUGAUCGAUUCUCAAUGAUGUGGCGAUUUGUGUUUGGUCUGACUUGUAACAAGCAAAGAAGCAUUUACUGUGAAUGUAGAAAAGUUAUUUCUUUGGACGAUGUGGUGAUUGAUCGAGUUUUGUCUGCUUCGCUUUGGAAUCUUUUAUCGAUGUGUCACUAUGCUCUUGAAUCUAGGGAUGAAAACAUCAGCUUGAAAAUUGCGUCAGAACAUUACAUAAAUGGUCGGUUUCAUCACUGGGUCAGUAAUUAUUUGACCAUAGCACACACACCUCACGACUGCCUAGCUGUUUUCCAUGUGCUUCGUCAUACUUUCCAUUAUCCGGAAGUGUGUCUUAAUUUAGGUGCUUGUCGCCUAGGGGAUGAACAAUUAAGAGAGUUAGCUAGUAUUCUCUCUAAUAAACGCAGCAAGCAGCUACAAGUGAGAAAGCUUUAUUUAUAUGGCAAUCUGAUUUCAACAAAAGGUAUCACUCAUCUAUUUGAAGAAGCGUCAGCUUCAUUCUCAGAUCUUAAAAUGCUAUUCUUGAGCUUUAACAAUAUCGAUGACAUUGCACCAUCGCUAAGGAUUUCAUCCUGUAGCACCUUACGAUCGCUUAUUUUGUCGAAUAAUGUUCUUGUAUCGGAGUAUACAAAUGGUAUUCUGUCAUUAGAAAGUGUAAUACAAGAAGGUUUAUUGGUUAACCUCAAAAUGCUGCACUUAUCCCACACCCUCACUGACGAUGCCGAUGUCAAUGGAGCUCUACUGAAUGCACUCUUAACAGCCAUUGCCUCUAAUUGUGCGCAGCUAAACGAAUUAGAUCUUUCUCAUAACAAACUUGGUAUCCCUGGAUUAUGUGCUUUAAGAGAAGCUCUGCCAUCAUUGGUAAAAAAAGUAAACGAAUUUCAACUUGAUCUAAGUGACACUAAUCUCACAAAUGAAGUUAUAUUAGUUCAAUGGGCUACAAGUGAUGAAGAAUUCAAAUUUGGCAAUUGCAAACUUUCACUUAUUCUCAGCAACAAUUCAAAACUUGAAUGUGAUGGUGUCUUAACAAUUUUGAACAUGCUCGCAAGUGACCUCUGCACACUUGUCAAACUUUAUCUCGAAAAUAUUGAUUUCAAUACUACUGAGUUAUUACAUAUUUAUCCACAGGCUGUUAGUAGCUUGCUGCGCCUCUCUCUAAACCGCAACAAUUUCAGCGGCGACCAAGUUCUCGUAUUAAUACAUUUUCUUUUGGCUUGCACAUCUUUAGAGUAUCUUUACACUGUGAAUUGUUCUAUUAGUACGAGUGAAAUCAGUACAAUGGUGGCUCAUCUUAACUUGUCUGAUCGUAGUAUAAAGAGUCUCAAAUAUUGGUUUUUGGAUAUGAAUGCUAUUGAUGAUGAUGGUGCAGCAAUACUGAAGGAGAGCAAGCAAGAACUCUUCCCUGGUCUAGUUGAUAUUUUUCUCCAUGGAAAUCCAGUGAACAGCGAAAAACGUUUACAGAAACAGAGGCCAACUGUGAGUAAUCUCCACACGAGUCUCAUUGAAACCCUAGCUAAUUGGAAGAAAACAAAUUCCGCCCCAAAGAAAGAGGUGAUAUCAGAAUUUCAGUCAUCUAUAGAAGACUUUCUGUGGAUGGUGCAUGAUCAAGUGGCCAACCAACCACCUUCAUCAUGUGAUACACCAAGUGGCUCUCCAUCUGAGGUCCGUUCUGCAAAAAUCCCUAAACUGUUGGCUCCAUUUGCUGAUGUUUGCCAAGGAUUUCUAAGCCAGACAGCGGUGACCAUAUCAGAAUUGAAGGAGCGUACAAAAGUGACUGACUCUCAACUUGACACUGAAAUUGAAGAGACUGACAUGUGGGACCUGGCAGCUCACUUUGAUAAUGUGGAGACCUACCCUGUGAUGCUGGGGCUGAAUCCUGCUGAACAGAAAGAUGUUAAAUAUGCUUUGUUUACCAAUGACAUGCAAACAGCAAUUUUUUACGCUUUACAGUUGUGGAGAGAGCAUAAUUCAUAUGCAGCUACGUACCGAGCACUAGUGGACAUUGUACUGAGAAUGGGAAAGAAUGAACUGGCUCAGAAAGUCUGUGAAAUCUGUAAGCAAAAGUUGAAGUAACCUGGCAUCCACGUACUUCAUGCAUAUAAUUAUCGUUAUGCAACAAUUAUUAUUAUUAUUAUGUAAUGAUAUCAUGUUUUCCAUACUCAUAAUGAGUGACUUCGAUUCCA